Messenger RNA from Radiomyces spectabilis, 1509 nucleotides. RefSeq lists its product as uncharacterized. NCBI's taxonomy places the organism in Eukaryota, Fungi, Mucoromycota, Mucoromycetes, Mucorales, Radiomycetaceae. The record is from RefSeq and is a predicted model, not a curated record. Gene Ontology annotation, molecular function: FAD binding; D-amino-acid oxidase activity. The transcript is spliced from 7 exons. The coding region runs from base 143 to 1204 and encodes 353 amino acids.
GCAAGUUUUCCCACCCACUGAAAAUGCAGAAAAUAGCGUGACUCUAUUUUGCGCCGGGUUUUUAAUUUGGCAAAAUUGUGGAUGGAAUUCAUGCUUGUUUUCUCUUUUUCUUAUUUGUUUCCUUGUUAUCUAGUUUUAAAGCAUGUCACCCGUUGUAUACGUUAUAGGUGCCAAUGUGCAGAGCCUAACCACAGCACUGUUAUUACGAAGAAAAGGUUAUGAUGUAACCGUAUUAUCCACCCAUUUUCCUGGAGACGCCAAUAGCAACGACCCGUCGUCGUGGUCAAGCGCUCAAUGGACAUCCUUUGCAAGCGAUACAGAUACCCGUCUUAAGCGUUACGAUGCCGCCACUUUCCACAUGUUUUGGGAACUUGCCAAGUGUAAAGCGGCAGAGGCAGGUCUCAUGGUGGUAUCGUCUUAUAACUAUUCCGAAAAGCCUAUCCCUUCAGGGCAAGCCGGUUUAUGGUGGAAGACCAUGGUGCCAAGUUUUCAAAUAUUGAGACAGCAAGAGUUGCCAUCGCAUUUCAUCACUGGCGGUUAUCAUUAUACGACAGUGGUCAUCAAUGUGGGACGGUAUCUCCGAUGGCUGCAAUCGCAGUAUCUUUCACUAGGCGGUAAACGCCGACGGGUUCCCAGCCGAGUUUCCAUUGAUGAUAUGUUACAAGACGAUGCAUUUAGCGAUGCAGACGUCGUAUUGAAUUGCUCCAAUAUGAAUGAUCCAGACAUGUUGUACCGCUACAAACAAACCAUUGUGGUCCGUGCAAGCCAUAUACGUAGAGCUAUAUCCGUUACCAAAAACGAUGAUACAUACACUUUUAUUACCCCACGCAACGAUGGUACCAUUAUCAUUGGCAGGAUAGAAAACGUGCCACAAAGAACCCUGGACAAUAAUAAACUCUUAAAGGAAGGUCUUCAGUAUUGUCCUGACCUGUUAAGCGGCCAAUCGCUUAAUCAGCUGGAUCCUGUGAGCGAGUACAGCGGUAGAAUUCCAUUUAUGCGGCGUAACGGACCCCGACUGCAGAAUGAAUUUAAAAUUUCAGCUGCAGGAAAAACUGUGCUUGUUACACAUCAUUACGGUUACAAUGCCAUAGGCUAUCAAUCCAGCUGGGGCUCAUCUCAAGAAGCCGUGCAACUGGUCAAUGAAGGAUGGGCGUUUCUUCAAAAAGAAUCUGAAAAUAUUUGUCAGUUGAUAAGUCGUUUGUAAACAGGAGGCUAUGCGUCCUUGCUUGUCGCCAAAUACAUUUUACAACUCGCAUACCUUUUGGAGACCAGUUCUGCUUUGCAUCUUUUUUUGUCAAAGCGGCUUGUAAAUAAAUCAGACGCUUUCCUUUUAAAGCUCGGCAGACCAUCUUUACAAUACGCAUCCAUUUCAAGCAGUAAAUCGGUUCAUUUCUUAUAUUUUUUCUUUAACAAGCCGUACACCCGCUGUGCAAUGUAUGCCACCUGCUACUGGGAUGUCACACUCUUACAUUGAGUGACAUUCGUCGUCAGACAAAAAGCCUAACAACA